AUGUGGUGGUUACUUAAAACAGUGUGUGUCCUCCAUGUGUUUGGAAAUACAUUUUGUUUCCUCGGGAAAAAAACUAAUAAUCCUGAGGCCAAUAUAGAUGUUAGUCAGAUAAUUUCCUACUGGGGUUACCCAAGUGAAGAGUAUGAAGUUAUCACUGCAGAUGGUUACAUCCUUCAGCUCAACUCGAUUCCUAAUGGGAAGAAUGGUGCUAAUUAUUUAGCCCAAAAGCCAGUUGUGUUCCUACACCAUGGCGUGCUUGUAACUGCCAGCACUUGGGUUUCCAAUCUUCCAAGCAAUAGUCUAUGCUUUCUUCUGGCAGAUGCUGGUUAUGAUGUGUGGAUGGGGAAUGACAGAGCUACUUGGUCCAGCAAACACUUAUACCUAGAUCAAGAUUCUAAAGAAUUCUGGGCUUGGCAAUUUGAUGAAAUGUUAAAAUGUGAUCUUACAGCCAACAUUGAUUAUAUUGUGAACAAACCAGGACAAAAGCAAAUUUAUUAUGUGGGCCAUUCCCAAGGAGCACUUACUCGUUUUGUCGCCUUUUCUACCAAUCCCACACUGGCUGAGAAAAUCGAAGUCUUCCAUGCAUUAGCCCCAGUCGCCACAGUGAAGCACACCCAGAGCCUGUUUAACAAACUUGCGCUUAUUCCUCACUUCCUCUUCAAGAUUAUAUUUGGUAACAAAAUGUUCUACCCACACAAUUUUUUUUUACAAUUUCUAGGCGUUGAAGUGUGUUCUCAUGAGGCACUGGAUGUCCGUUGUAAGAAUGCCUUGUUUGCCAUUACUGGAGUUGACUAUAAAAACCUUAACAUGAGUCGCUUAGAUGUGUAUGUAGCACAUAAUCCAGCAGGAACUUCUGUUCAAAACGCCCUCCACUGAACACAGGCUGUUAAGUCUGGGAAAUUCCAAGCUUUUGACUGGGGAGCCUCAGUUCAGAACCUAAUGCAUCAUCAUCAACCCACACCUCCCAUCUACAAUUUAACAGCCAUGAAUGUCCCAAUUGCAAUAUGGAAUGGUGGCAAAGACCUGUUGGCUGACCCUCAGGAUGUUGACCUUUUGCUUUCAAAACUCCCUAAUCUCAUCUACCACAAGGAAAUUCCAAAUUACAAUCACUUGGACUUAAUCUGGGCAGUGGAUGCACCUCAAGAAGUUUACAAUGAAAUUGUUUCUUUGGUGGCAGAAGACAAAAAGCAGUUUUGA
Messenger RNA from Capra hircus (goat), 1197 nucleotides. RefSeq names its product gastric triacylglycerol lipase. The record is from RefSeq and is a predicted model, not a curated record. Gene Ontology annotation, biological process: lipid metabolic process. Gene Ontology annotation, molecular function: hydrolase activity, acting on ester bonds. NCBI's taxonomy places the organism in Eukaryota, Metazoa, Chordata, Mammalia, Artiodactyla, Bovidae. Gene Ontology annotation, cellular component: intracellular membrane-bounded organelle.